This is a messenger RNA of Sebastes umbrosus (honeycomb rockfish), 871 nucleotides long. Its product is annotated as heat shock protein beta-7-like. Lineage: Eukaryota; Metazoa; Chordata; Actinopteri; Perciformes; Sebastidae. The coding region runs from base 41 to 388 and encodes 115 amino acids. Gene Ontology annotation, cellular component: nucleus; cytoplasm. The transcript is spliced from 4 exons. The record is from RefSeq and is a predicted model, not a curated record.
UCUUACCGGAGAUACAGAUAGAGACACUUCCUGAGCCUGUAUGGAGAAAGGUCGAGGUAUUUCCUCUGAAGAUUCAGGAUCACCUCAGCAGACCUGUAGAGACAGCAAGUUUACAGGCCACUCGUGUCCUACGGGGAAGAUCCAGCUCGUUGGAGACAUAUUCCAGUUCACAGUCGAUGUGAGUGAAUUUUCUCCAGAGGAUGUUAUCAUCACAUCUUCCAACAACCUGAUAGAGGUGCACGCUGAGAAGCUGGGAGCAGAUGGAGCAGUCACAAACACUUUUUGCCACCGAUGCAAACUACCAUCGACUGUGGACCCCACAUCUGUGAGCAUGACUGUGGAGAGCAGUGGGGCCCUGACUGUCAGAGCUCACAGGGUGUUAUUAUAAUGCCUCAUAUCUCCUCACAGGGUGUUAUUAUAAUAAGGCCUCAUCUCUCCUCCCUGCAGCUCAACGCUGGAGGUCAGCGACCUCUAGUGGUGGCCAAAGAGAACCACUGCACCAUUCAUGUACUACCGGAAAUAUGAAAACCAUCCAUGAUUUGAACCCAACAUUGGAAAUGAUAUUUUCAAAAAAGUGUGAUUUUCUAUCCUUUUAAUAAGGCUGCUCUCAUAAACGUGAUGUGGCAAUUGAGGCCAAACAGCAGCGGACGGCACAGAAACCUGUGAAUGAUUGCUGAAAUAAAUGUAGGCCUACACAUCUUUUGUUAACAGAUUAACUGAGACGUCAUCAACACGUCUGCUGCAACUGGCUUAAUGUCAGUAUGUACUCACUUUUUGUUCUCAUCCCCAAACGACAGGUUAUGUCAGGGGUCAGCAACCUUUACUAUCAAAAGAGCCAUUUUAGUCAAAAUAAAAAAAUAAAAAAUUCUGU